AUGACACAAGUCAGGACAAUUGUACGGUCUCGAGAAGACGGUGCGCGGCGCGGAGGCUAUAGGACGGCAACCACAGGUCACGAUCACUUCCAAGUCGAAAAAGAGUUUGUUCGGGCUCUCACUGCAGCCAAGCUGAAGCAAAUGUUUGCCAAGCCUUUUAUCAGAGCCAUGAACGAUCACGUUGACGGAGUUUAUAAUAUUGCACGCCACCCUUCUUCUAUUACCACAUUUGCCACGGCCAGCGUUGAUGGAUCUGUUAAGAUCUAUGACAUCUCCUCUGGUGCGCAGCUUAGCUCUCUCACAGCUCACACUGGCUGGAUUACCGGAGUUUGCUUUCCGGCGUGUACUGCUGACAUGAUGGUCACCUGUGCACGUGACUCUUUGUUGCGUUUCUGGAAGCUCCCAGACAUAUAUGCCCUCAACGAUCAGUCGGUGCCACUUCAUAGAAGAGAAAUUCAGCUCAUCUCAUCCAUUAAUCUGGAGGCGUCGCCGGCCGGCCUGGCGCACCAUGCAGCGGAUCGGAAGCUCGCGCUGGCUACCCCUACCGGAGUCCACAUCUUUGACCACGAACGCCAAGAGGCGCUUGCUUGUCUGACAUACUCUGAUGGGGGCAUCAUGGACUCCAGCUUUUCUACCGUGCAGUUCAACCAGGCAGAGCAGCAUCUUGUCGCAGCGACUUCGGAGACAUACUGUGUCUUCUUUGACGUGCGUGUGCACCGUCCUGCCUUUCGGUUCUCUUUGUGGAGCAGGCCGUCGUGCAUCACUUUCAACAACUACUACCCUAACGUGCUUGCUAUCGGGGCCAACGACGGGUACUGCUACUCCUUUGAUAUAAGGAACUUUAGCCGCAACGACAAUUAUAGAGCACUGGACAGAUUCACAGGAAACACUGGUGCAGUUCUGUCGUGUGCCUUUUCCCCAGACGGAAGCGUCCUAGCGACGGGUGGUUAUGACAAGGCUGUACGGCUGUAUGAUGUACGGACCGUUGGGCCUAACAUGACUCUGAAGAACCACCGUGGUGAGGUCAUCUUCCAGUCAUUGGAGACGGCUGGGCUUCCCAUGGGGGAGACACGCGACAAGUUGGAAAUGGCUGAGUACAGCAACCAGGAGACCAUGUGCUCCGAUGUUAGCAAGUCGCGGAAUCACCCUUUCGCAUUUAACAUACAGCCAUACGACACCUAUCAUAACCCUCGCAUGAUGCGUGUCUGGGCACUUGCAUUCAGCGGCGAUGGGCGCUUCCUACUUACUGGGUCGGAUGAUGCAAACCUCCGUGUGUGGAAGACUAGAGCAUCUGAGUCACUGAAGACCUUGACGAGGUCAGAAGCAGACGCCAUCGACUACCGAGAGACGUUAGUCAACAAGUUCCAGAACGUGCCAGCAGUCCGGCAGGUGUUAAAGAGUCAUCGCUUGCCUCACCUCCUUACUGUUGCACGCCGACGAGCAAUCAUACACAAUCAAGCCGAGCGGAGGAAAGACGAGAACAGACGUACGCAUAGACACGAGGAGGUGCCGUCUGCGGCUUCCCGUGUUGUUCACAGCGUUGACAAGUGA
This is a messenger RNA of Giardia duodenalis, 1551 nucleotides long. RefSeq names its product SOF1 protein. The record is from RefSeq and is a predicted model, not a curated record. The coding region runs from base 1 to 1551 and encodes 516 amino acids. The transcript has a single exon. NCBI's taxonomy places the organism in Eukaryota, Fornicata, Diplomonadida, Hexamitidae. Gene Ontology annotation, biological process: maturation of SSU-rRNA from tricistronic rRNA transcript (SSU-rRNA, 5.8S rRNA, LSU-rRNA). Gene Ontology annotation, molecular function: protein binding. Gene Ontology annotation, cellular component: small-subunit processome; nucleolus.